Messenger RNA from Myxocyprinus asiaticus (Chinese sucker), 2622 nucleotides. RefSeq names its product syndecan-2-like. Gene Ontology annotation, biological process: cell migration. Bases 253 to 894 code for a protein of 213 amino acids. Gene Ontology annotation, cellular component: membrane; cell surface. The transcript is spliced from 5 exons. The record is from RefSeq and is a predicted model, not a curated record. NCBI's taxonomy places the organism in Eukaryota, Metazoa, Chordata, Actinopteri, Cypriniformes, Catostomidae.
GUGUGUUUCUUUCUCAUCAUCCUCUGUCCGAGCAGAGCAGCAUAGCCUCACAUGGACUCAAGCCUUUAACAUCACAUCAACACUCAAGACAAAAGAGAACCAACUUUGAUCAUUUGGUCCAAAAAGCCAAACAUCUCUCUGAAAGGAUCUUGCAUAUAAAUUAGUAAAAGAAGCGGAGAUCAGCUGCGGUUUAAGGAGUACAGACAAGAGCGAUCCACGAUAUAUUUGCAAAAGACUUCCUAAAGAGGAAUAAUGAGGAAUAUUUGGAUAUUCCUGACACUUUCAGCAGCUGUCUGCUUUUCCAGCAACAGGGUACUGGUCUCAGGUCAGUUUCCAGUCUCAUCUGAUGACCUCUAUCUGGAUGACCAGCAGUCCGGUGACUACCCUUUAGAUGAUGAUGACUUCACCUCUGGUUCAGGAUCUGGUUUCAGUGAAACAGACAAUGAUAUGGAUAUAUCCACAAUAUUUUUGCAGUACCCAGAAAUCAAAGCCGAAUCCACUAUGGAGCCUGUCUACACCAGCAGCCCCAGUUUGGAGUUGUACACUUCCAAAGAGACAGAUCAAAUUAGCAAAGAGACAGUCACUGACUCGGAUCUGGAGAUCUUUGACAAGACAGAAAAGCCUCAGGUCACUGUUGAAGCCACCAGCUCAUCAAGUAUUGUACAAGAAGCUGAUCCUCUUCAUGAGGUUCGCACAGAAAAUCUAUUCCAGAGGACAGAAGUGCUGGCAGCCGUUAUAGCUGGCGGAGUGAUUGGCUUCCUGUUUGCAAUCUUCCUCAUCCUCCUCCUGGUGUACCGUAUGAGAAAGAAGGAUGAGGGGAGCUAUGACCUUGGAGAGCGUAAGCCGCCCAGCUUAGCCUAUCAGAAGGCUCCAAGCAAAGAAUUCUACGCCUGAAUGACCAAUCAUUGCCAACAGUAAUGUUGUAAUGACAUCCAUCUCCUCUCCAAGAAUAACCUGGCUCGGUAGCACCUUGAGGAGAUUUUUUUUUAAGGGGGACCUUUACUAAAUUUCAAAAUGUAUAUCUUUUUUUUUUCUUCACAAAGUCAACCAGGGCUUCUAUUUUCUGUUUUGGGAUCAAAAAUGUCAAACAAACAAACAAACAAACAAAAUUCUUUACAUUUUUUUUUAAGCAAAGUGUUGGAAAUGUAUGAAAUCUUUCACAAACUUUAUUGACUACUUUGUAACAAUAGAGGUACAUUUUUAUUAAAAAACAAGUCAAUUCAGAGGUGGAAAUUUUAUGUGAUAAGUGUGCUUUUUCUGAUACCUUAAAUUUUUCACUGAUUACAUUUUAAUAACUUAUGAGUUUAAUGUGGACCUUAUCAAUAAUUUGGUUUUAUCUCAGCCUUUUUUGUAAAGGGUUCUUGUGCCAUUAUCUUAUGUUCUUCAGUCUACAUGAAUGUUUGCAUUUUUGUCUGGCCAGUAUCAAAGCAUUCGAAGAUCACAGCAUUUUGCAGAAUGUUUUGAUGUAUUUUGUUACAUUUAAUUAUCUGUAGUACAGUGUUAAGGUCUCUGAAGGUUAAAAUUCUACUUUGCCUGAAGCCAAGAACACAUUCCACCUUGCUUGUACUCUUUCUCCCUCUCUCUCUCUCUCUCUCUCUCUCUCUUUCUCUCUCUCUUUGUCUAUAUGUCUCAAGCUCUCAUGCAGGGUCAAAUCAGUUGUACUAAAUUGUUUUUCUGUGACACGGCUAUCUCUUUAAGAGCUCUCCAUUCAUGGCAUCCUCAAAUCCUGCAGUAGUUAAUUUAGUAAUUAGAAUGACUUUAAAGAUGUAGAAUUGCACAACAUUUUUUUCAAGUGCAUCAACUUUAUGUUUUCUUUUUCCCCCGCACAAAACUAUUUUAUAUCCCAGUACUACAGAAAAAUAAAUACUUUAAUCACAAAUAAAAUAUGGAAUAUUUUCAAAUGCAGUAAGUCUUUAUGAUGAACAAAUGUAAUGAGUAAGUUUCACACUGUCUUCCAUUACAUAUAGACAUUUAGCCAACAAUGUACAACAAGGUACACAUUUUCCUGGAAAUCUAACCUAUGACUUUGACAUUUGCUGGCGCCCUGCUCUACCAGUUGAGCUCCAUGACAGUAUAAUUUAACAGUAUUACUCCCACAUCUUCAGCAUUCACUGUUGGCUGAAUACUUAAUGAAGGCCAUUUUUCUUUCAUAAUAAUAACCUCAUGUGGAAAAGCUUUUAAAAUGAAUUCACUUACUGUAUAGUUCUGACUCAAGCAUUCCAAAGACUUAAACAGUGUUGUUAACAGUGACGGUGAUUAAUAGUGUGGAUCACAUUUGCUCAUUUUUACUCUCUCCUCUCUUUUCAUGUGCAUUUCCAUGAUGUUUCUUUAAUGACGUCUCUGUAUAUGUUAAUAUACAAUAAUUUAUAGAAUAUAAUUAUUUAUAUACUACAUAUUAUAUGUAAAAUAUUAGUUAAAAAAAAUCUAUGAAAAUGUAUAUUCACUAAUGUUUUAGAAGCCCUUGAAGUGCCUACUAUCCUGAAACAGAUCUACAUGGAUUUGAGGACGUUUGUGCAUCAGAUAAUGAUGUUAAAAGUGGCAACUGGAGAAAUGUGAUGAAUGGUAUUGUUACAGAAUUGCAGAAUCAGUAUUGUAUUUCAUUAAAAAACACUACUGAAUAAA